AUGUCCAAGGAACGCAGCGAUGCGGUCGACAACGAGCAACAUGACACCUCCGAGACGGAGCUUGAAAGCGGAUUUGUUCAACCUCAGAACCGCUUAAUGGCUCUUUAUGCCAGUGAGUGUCCGCAAGUCCAGCAACAUCAGCAUCAGUUGACAGACCUGACAGACCCAUGGAUGCAAAUCAUCCUCAUCAGUGUCAUCUGUUUCUGCUGUCCCGGGAUGUACAACGCCCUCAGUGGCCUGGGAGGCUCCGGCCAAGUCGACCCAACCGUAGCAGCCAACGGCAAUGUCGCCCUGCUCUCAUGCACAGCAGUAACCGCCCUGUUCUUCGCUGGUCCACUGUUCAACCUGAUCGGACCCAAGUUCACCUUCCUGCUUGGCGGCUGGACCUAUGCACUUUACUCUGGCUCUCUGCUCAACUUCAAUCAUACUUCCAACGGCUCGUUCGUCAUCGGAUCAGCUGCAAUCUUGGGAAUCGGAGCUUCCAUGCUCUGGGUCGUCCAAGGUGCCAUCAUGACGACCUACGUUACGGAGGCACAGAAGGGCCGAGCCAUAGCGACCUUUUGGGUCAUCUUCAACUUGGGCGGUGGUGUUGGGAGUCUUGCGUCCUUUGGCCUAAACUAUCACUCGGAUUCGGGCACCGUCAGCGAUAGUACUUACAUUGCGCUGAUGAUCAUUAUGCUGUUCGGUUGGGCUUUGGGUGUACUCAUCUGCUCGCCGAAGCGGAUAAGGCUCGCUCAAUUGCUGGAGGCGGAAGAGCGUGAGAAGCGAGGGUUCAAGGACGUUUUCGUUGCUGCUUUCAAGACUAUGGCGAAGUGGAGAGUCCUCUGCAUGCUCCCCCUCUUCUUCUGCGCCAACGUCUUCUACAGCUACCAGCAAAACUACGUCAACGGCGAGACUUUCAACAUCCGCUCCCGCUCCUUGAAUGGUGCAUUCUACUGGAUGGCGCAGAUGUUCGGAGGCCUGAUCAUUGGCUUUCUGCUCGAUCUUCCCAUGCUAUCCCGGCCAAAUCGUGCCAAACUUGGCUAG
Saxophila tyrrhenica is the source of this 1026-nucleotide messenger RNA. RefSeq lists its product as uncharacterized. NCBI's taxonomy places the organism in Eukaryota, Fungi, Ascomycota, Dothideomycetes, Mycosphaerellales, Extremaceae. Gene Ontology annotation, molecular function: transmembrane transporter activity. The record is from RefSeq and is a predicted model, not a curated record. The transcript has 3 exons. Gene Ontology annotation, biological process: transmembrane transport. Bases 1 to 1026 code for a protein of 341 amino acids.